This is a messenger RNA of Setaria italica (foxtail millet), 1016 nucleotides long. RefSeq names its product probable carboxylesterase Os04g0669600. The record is from RefSeq and is a predicted model, not a curated record. Gene Ontology annotation, molecular function: palmitoyl-(protein) hydrolase activity; carboxylic ester hydrolase activity. Bases 70 to 846 code for a protein of 258 amino acids. Gene Ontology annotation, biological process: protein depalmitoylation. NCBI's taxonomy places the organism in Eukaryota, Viridiplantae, Streptophyta, Magnoliopsida, Poales, Poaceae. The transcript is spliced from 7 exons. Gene Ontology annotation, cellular component: cytoplasm.
UUGCCUUCCCCGGAAGCCCAACCGAACCGCUGACUGACACCAACUAACUCCUCCGCCUUGCGCGUUCGGAUGGCAGCGGCGGCGGCGCCUCCUCCCCCGGCGGGCGGCUUCGUGCUGUUCCUGCACGGCUCCGCCGGGUCGGGCGACGAGAGCCGCGCCCAGGUCGCGCCCUACUUCGCCGCGCCGGAGCUCGCCUCCUCCGUCCGACUGUCCUUCCCUACAGCGCCCACGGUCCCCAUCGCCUGCUACGGAUGCAAUCUGCUUUGCUGUUUCGCCCUAUGGAUGCUUUGCAAGGCUCGUGAUACGGUGAUCACGGCUUGGUUCGGCAUCUCGGAGGUUCCUAUAACCGCGAAAACUGUUAGAGAUGAGAAAGAAGUCCUUAAAGCUGUUGAUUAUGUGCAUGAAUUGUUAGACAAAGAAAUAGCUUCCGGAACAAGUCCGUCAGACAUAUUUGUUUGUGGUUUGAGCCAAGGAGGUGCUCUAGCCAUAGCAAGUGUUCUACUCUUCCCAAAAACUCUAGGUGGUUGUGUUGUUUUCAGUGGUUCAGUUCCACUGAGUAAAUCAUUCGCUGACAAGGUUUCGCCUGAAGCUAGAAAGACACCGGUAUUAUGGUUUCAUGGAAUGGCUGAUGGACUGGUACUAUUUGAAGCGGGGCAUGCUGGGUGUGCAUUUUUGGAAGAGCUUGGCAUGACCUGCGAAUUCAAGGCUUAUCCAACCCUUGGACAUUCAAUGGUUGAUGAAGAGCUCCAGUAUUUUCAGCAGUGGAUCCUCAGUCGUCUAGGGAUCUCUGGAGCAACUGAAACCGCAAGGCCAUCAUCGUCAUCUCAGCACAAGGAUCUCCUGUAGCUUGCUGUUGCUUGUGAAUGAAUAGUUUGUAUUAAAAUUCAUGGCUGCAUUUUUAGGCCGCACAUCAUCUCUAAAUUGGAAAAAUACUUCACAUACAAACGAACAAUCCAUUUACACGAUUCUGUAUACCCGGCCCCAAAAUGAUUGAUUUGAGUCGUUUGAUCCAUAAA